GAUCUUAACGACCAUGUGACAAUGUUGUUCUCAGAUGACAUGCGCCUGCGUGAGAAGCAAUUCCUGCUAUCAUGCGAACGAGGCGACAUUGGCAGUGUGAGGAAGCUGCUGGCGAUCAAGGACGGGCUGAAUAUCAAUUGUGUCGAUCCUUUAGGAAGAAAUGCACUGUUGAUCGCCAUCGAAAAUGAAAACAUCGAAAUGAUCGAGCUGCUUCUCGACCACAAUAUCGAAACGGGAGAUGCAAUUCUUUACGCAAUUGGAGAAGAGAAUGUUGAAGCCGUUGAGAUCAUUGUUGAACACCUGGAGAAGAUAGAUAAAUUCAACCCUGAGAACCAAGGCGUCGAAAUCAACCAACAUUCAGCUUUCCCGCCAGACAUUACUCCGAUUAUCCUUGCUGCUCACAAAGACAACUACGAGUGUAUUAAACUGUUCCUUGAUAAGAAGGGCACUGUACCACAUCCUCACGACGUCCACUGUUCGUGCCACGAAUGCGAAGUGAUUCGCGAGGAGGACUCCUUACGGUUGUCUCGUUCACGAAUAAACGCCUAUCGGGCACUGGCGUCGCCAUCGUUCAUCUGCCUCUCUGCCAAGGAUCCCAUUCUCUACGCUUUCGAGCUGUCAUGGGAGCUGCGACGACUCUCUUACAUCGAGAAUGAGUUUCGCAGUGAAUAUCAGGAGCUUUCCCAAAAGUGUCAGAAGUUCUCAGUAAAUAUGCUGGAUCAGGUUCGAGGAUCGAAAGAGCUUGAGAUUGUGCUCAAUCAUACCACAACCGCGUGGGAAGAGGUAACAACAAGAGGUACGCCGACUACUGAACAGUUGGCCAGAUUAAAACUUGCUAUCAAGUUACGACAGAAAAGGUUUGUCGCCCAUCCAAAUUGCCAGCAGCUGCUCUCUGGUAUCUGGUAUGAGGGACUGCCUGGGUUUCGGAACAGAAAUAUCAUUUACAAGUGCCUCCUGAUGGCAGCUGUAGGGCUGUCAUUCCCCAUUCUUUCACUUUCAUAUUUGAUUGCGCCCAAGUCAGCACUGGCUCAGUUUACUCGUAGACCUUUCGUGAAAUUUCUUUCUCAUUCCGCCAGCUAUGUCGUCUUUCUCGCGCUUCUCAUCUUGGCUAGCCAGCGGAUCGACCGUGUUGACAACAUGUUUCGAGAAGAAAACGCGCCUUCACGAAAAGAGGGUCGAGGACCUCAUCCUACACCAGUUGAGAUGGCCAUCAUCAUUUGGGUUCUCGGCUUGAUAUGGGUAGAAAUCAAGCAGCUAUGGGACUGCGGUCUCCACGACUACUGUCAUAACUUAUGGAAUAUUCUUGAUUUCAUCACGAACGCGCUUUAUCUGUCCACAGUGGCUCUGCGAGCUGUUGCUUAUUAUCAGGUCAUAGUCAUACCAAAACUUUUUUAUGAACUAUAUGAGAAAGAUUGGGACGCAUGGGACCCGACGUUGGUCAGUGAAUGUGUUUUCGCCACGGCCAACAUCUUUUCGUCGUUGAAACUUGUACAUAUUUUCACCGUUAAUCCGUAUCUUGGUCCACUCAAGAUCUCAUUAGGUCGAAUGAUAUUAGACAUUCUAAAAUUUUUUCUCGUCUACGCUUUGGUGCUCUUUGCAUUCGCUUGUGGUCUCAACCAAUUACUUUGGCACUAUGGAGCGACAAGGCAGCAAGAAUGUGAACAAUACAAACAUUGGCUAGCGAAUCCGACAACAAUGGCGAACGCAGGAAGGCUGGAAGUGCUCAAAGAAAGCUGUGAUCCUAAGUACCGCAGCACGUCCAGUAUCUAUCACACAUCAGAAACACUUUUCUGGGCGAUGUUCGGGCUGAUCGAUCUUUCACAUUUUUCACUCAUGGAACCUCAUUAUUUGACAGAAUGGACUGGAAAAACUAUAUUCGGCAGUUAUUCUUGCUGCUCGAUCAUUGUUUUACUUAAUAUGCUGAUCGCUAUGAUGAGCAACUCCUACCAAUACAUUUCCAAUCAGGCUGACAUAGAGUGGAAAUUCGCGCGAAGUAAGUUAUUCGUUGAGUAUUUUGACGACACCGCCACAUUGCCACCGCCGUUCAACAUAAUUCCUAGCCCGAAGAGUUUUUAUUAUGGGCUGAAAUGGAUCUGUGACAAAUACUGUGGUUGCUCCAAAGCUGUUCAUGCUGGAAAGCAACGGAGUAUGAGGGUAAAUCUUUGCUCCCUGAGGGUCAUAUCAGAAAAAAUGCUUUUCAAAAAAAAGUGGGAUGAACUAGAUUACCGAUUUCCUUGCAUUGAUUUCAUUCCAUCUACCAGAUUGUUUGGAAAGUGA
Molecule: messenger RNA, 2277 nt
Organism: Haemonchus placei
Lineage: Eukaryota; Metazoa; Nematoda; Chromadorea; Rhabditida; Trichostrongylidae
Source: the annotation of a GenBank genome assembly